Nylanderia fulva is the source of this 2919-nucleotide messenger RNA. Lineage: Eukaryota; Metazoa; Arthropoda; Insecta; Hymenoptera; Formicidae. The record is from RefSeq and is a predicted model, not a curated record.
GCAAGAUGGCGAUGCCCAGGAGGAUACACAUGAUUACGUCUUGUUGACAUACGUCGCGAUUGUGUAAUUUCGCGCCACGGGACAAGAACUAUAUACUAAAUUUAUUUUCGUAAUGUCAGACUUCAUAGAAUCAAGCUGUCAUUCCAGCAGAGAUGCAUCGUGUGAUGUCAAACCGAGGCACGUGAGAUGUUUGAAAUUCGGGAAAUCGAUCCUCGAGCUCGACGUUGUGGAGCAGCGUCCCACCUCGGAUCGCGUCCUUGUGAUUGAUCAGAAUAUCGCUUACAUACCAUGCACGGAGAAGAGGGACUACGUGCGCACGUGGCUCGAAACUCAAGGACCGAACAACGAAAUAUCCAGCAAAGAUUUGUCCCAAUCGUCCCCCGUUCUUGGAACAUCGUCGACUACCUCCACGAGUUCGCCGAUACUCGUCAGCAGCAGGAAGCGACCUAGGAAAAAGAUCGGUAUAAAUAGACAUGCUAGAGUGAAAACAGUGGAUAAUGUGGAUUCCCGGGAAAACGCAGGUCACCCUGCAGACUGUACGAUGCAAUCUGGACUGGACUAUAAACAUGAAGAGAGGAACGAGAGCCAACAGGAGAGUUUAAGUGAGAUUCAGUGCACACCACCUUGUGCAGAGAAGAUUGAUAAGACCUCUCCUGUCCUUGACACACAUUGUAGGAAGAAACGAAGAAAAUUGCAGAAUGGACCGAAUGGCAUUUCUCCAAAAUGUUUAAAGUUACGCAAUAAAGUCACAAAUGUAAAUCCAAUAAUAGAACUUGAUAAUAAUCAUAGUAUUCUGAGAAAGAUAUCUACGGAUUAUGAUAAGUUGGAUGACACAGUUAAAACAGAUAUCUUCUUAAAUGAAGCAAAAAGAAAUUUAGAAAAAAAUAAACAGACAUUUCUAUCAUUAAAUAUACAAGAUCGAUCAAACGAAGACAGUUCAAGUGAUAACACUGAUAAGAAUAUUCUUAAUAUAGAUAUAAAUACGAGCAAUGAUAGUCAAGAUAAUGAAGAUAAUCAACUUUCCAACACACAAAGCAGUAGCAAAUAUAAUCUGAGCAAUUUAAUAGAGGAUAUUGAUACACAAGAAACUACACAACAAACAUCUCGGCUUUUAUUAAGUCUCAAUAAGUCUUUGAUUCCUUCGAGACAAUCAUUCUUACAAUUACCUGCCGAUGACUUGGACAAAACUUAUUCUUCAGAAACUGAAGUGAUACAAUAUGAAAAUACACCAUUGUCUGCGAAGAUCUCGCAGAUACCAUCUUUCAAUAGAACAACCCAGAAGACAGACAGCAAGUCAAUUCAAACUGAUGCCAUUAUUAGUACUAUAACUACUCCAUCGAAGAAGUCUCCAGACAGAAGUAUAUAUGCGCAUCUAUUAGACUCUGGAAAAAAACGUCGCAAGCCUAAAAAAGGAAGCAUGGUUACAAAACUACAGUCUUUGGUUAAUGCACAAAUAUCUGGAAUUCGUAUAUGGCGUCAUCGAAUGAAUAAGGAGCAUGAUGAUGCUACAUCAUCACGAUUUAUCAGCGUAUUUGUGCACAAGUCUUUAAAGCAAUUUGGUAAUCAGUUUUUGGAAGGUUCCCUGAUUAAAGAUCCUUUUAAUCUCUUGCAAUGUGACGUAGAGAUCGAAGAGGCGGAAUCGAACAAUGUUCAAGCACAUCCAAAGGAACUCUUGCAUAGAGAUAUAACAAUUAUGUUAGUCUGUGAUAUAGUCGGUACAUUAAAAAUGAUAAUGUCGAUAGCUCAAGAUCGACCCGAAUUAUAUGAGGAAGUUAAGCUCUACAAAAAUGCCCGAGAAAGAGAGAAGCAUGAUAAUCAAGCGGAUUUGUAUGCUGUGGUGAAUACGUUGCAACAUUUGGAAAAGGCUUACAUCAGGGAUUGCGUGACACCAAAGGAAUAUACAGCGGCAUGCAGCAAAUUGUUAGUGCAAUAUAGAGCAGCAUUUAAACAGGUACAAAGCGAUCAGUUUCCGACAAUUGAUUCUUUCACCAGAGCAUUCCGAUUAGAUUGUCCAGCUGCACUCGAAAGAAUCAAAGAGGACAGACCGAUUACGAUAAAAGAUGACAAAGGCAACACCUCCAAAUGCAUUGCAGACAUUGUUUCAUUAUUUAUCACGCUUAUGGAUAAACUACGAUUGGAAAUUAAAGCUAUGGAUCAGUUACAUCCAGAUUUAAGGGAUCUCAUGGACACUAUGAAUCGUCUUAGUAUAUUACCAAGCGAUUUUGAUGGUAAAGAAAAAGUUUCAGAAUGGUUACAGACUCUCGACAAUAUGUCCGCCUCGGAUGAAUUAUCCGAUACUCAGGUCAGACAAUUGAUAUUUGAUCUUGAGACAUCCUAUAAUGCAUUUAACAAGAUACUUCAUAAUUCUUAAUUUUAUUUAAACACUUUUGCUGAAUUAAUCUAUAAUACAAGUCUUGAUAUGCAUAUCUGUUUUUUUUUGUUUUUUUUAUAGACUAACAGAGUAGAAUAUAUAAUUCAAAGCUAUGUCUAUAGAUACUGUUCAAAAUUACUCAUUAAUUUCAUUGCAACAUAUUGAUAAGUGCAUUGAGAUUUUUAUUAUAGAGAUAGUAUUACAAUACUUUAUUGAAAAUUGCAAUGUGUCUGUAGUAUUUAUAAUGAAAUUAUUUUCUCGAUAAACAACGGCUUGCCAUCAUACAUCACUCACUCAUUUUACAUCGUUCCUUGAACUAUAUAUACGGUUCGCAAUAUUUGAAAAAUCCUUGCAUAUAUAUUUUAUCGUUAAGGGGAACUAAAUAUAUGUAUAUAUACAAAUAUAAAAUAGCUACACAGAGAAUGAACUAUUUUAUAUGGGAUUCUUUGUAAACAGUGAAUUACAAAGCGAUGUUUUUGCGUCAUGUAUAUUAUCGGUUAACUUAAUAAAAACGCAUACUAGAUAAUAAAAAUAUCUAAAACAUUUUA